GGGCAUGCCAGCCUAACCUCAACACCAAAUCUCUUCAUCAUCAUCUAUCGAAUUAUUCGUUCUAACAAUAGUCGGCACCUUAUUGUCUCCUAACCCUUUCCGCACUGAGCCAAGCAUGGUAGAAACUCGACGCCAGGGCUCCAAGCCGAACGCUCAAGCUCGUGUGUGUCCUCACUUUCUGCGAAACAAGUGUAGAUACGGUCAAAAUUGCCGAUUACGACAUGACACCCCCAGCAACAAAUCCUCCGCCCCAACAAAUCAUUCCGACACCCCCAAACCUCCUCGAGAUGGAAAGUUACACCAGUGGAAGAGACUCAUAAAACUGGGCGACAUGGGUUACAAUUCGCCAGAGUUGACCAAAGCUGCCGUGGGUCAGUUCUUCCAGCUUGGUCUAGAGUUGUUGGACGGUGACAUCGGCGCUGCACAGGAUGCCAUCAAACUUCUUGCCAAAGACUCUGGUCUUGCCUUUAUCAAGGCCGUUGUUGAACUCCAUAUCCCGCACACCCACACCCUUGCCAACUUCACUCUGUGGGAGUCUGAAGUCAAGCCCAUGUUUUCCCUUAUCACCCACCCCAGAGUUGUAGACUCGGCUGUGCUUGAACAGCAAGUCGCUGACUUGUUCAACUUUCUCCUGGGAGUUCAGGGUCGGCGCAUGACUAAACUCUUCAACUUCAUUCUCCAGCUUCUCGUUAACUCGCUGCUCCCUGCAGAAGCCGAUUCGCGAGGCAACAUACUUGAGCUCUCAUUGAACGUCCUGUCAAAAAUAAUUGACUGCAACACCAACAAUAUUGUCAACCCGGAAUGUGGGAGACUGGUCUCUGCAUUCGUUCAACUUAUGCAUCAACACCCCGGUAGUCAAGACGACUUUUCUUUUCUGCAGGCAUCCAAGUACAUCGAGUACAUGCAGCAACGACUAGACACCGGCAAAGACAUUCCCGAUCUGGUAUAUAACCAGACCAUCCCUGUUUCAAGGCAAGAAUUUGUGCUCAAGAGGAAUGGUCCAGGCACACUUUCUGCCGAAGGUCGCCGCCAUGACAAUGACCACGCCAACAUCAACAAGAUCAAAAUCAUGCCCACCUAUGAUGAGAUUGUAUCACCCCGCGCAGAAUACCUACCGACCAAGUAUCCUUCCCAAUGGCAUAUCGACGGGAUUCGAGGCCGUCUAGAUCGAGAGUUUCGCCUCAUCAGAGAAGACACGGUCGGCCAGCUUCGAGAUGUUGUGCGCGACAUGCUGGAAGCCGCUCGAGACCCAAGAAAAGGCGCUCCACAAAAGUCCAAGACCAUGCGGACUUUUAACUACGAAGAUCCCGUCACCAUUAAUGUCGAUUGGCAUCGGAUCGGAGGCCUAGAGAUGGUCGUGCGUUGCAAUCAACUCCCGGUCGUCAAUAAGCUCAACGCGAUGAAACGACGUGAGUGGUGGGGGCAGUCCAAGCGACUGCAAUCUGGUGCGCUCGUCUGUUUGUUCGAUAUCACCGGCACAGUAUUGUUCUGUGUCGUCUCUGACACCACUAUGCGAUCCAAGGAUGACAAAGAUGCUAGGAAAAUGGACACCAAGGACAAGGAAAAGAACCAAGGGUCCGAUAAAGAAGUCAGAACCUUGUCGGACGACAAGGCAGUUCUCUUUGUGAACCUCAAGCUUGUUGAUCCAACUACCAGAGAGAUAUCUCAAGCCAUGCGAUGGUUCAAAAACACCCGAUCGUCUCCGCGUCGCUAUCUCGUUGAGUUCCCAGGCGUUCUGCUUGACUCAUUCAAACAUACUCUAUUGGCUUUGCAGAAGAUGCAUGAGAAGCCCAACGUUCCAUUCAAGAAUUUGUUAGCACCCAGCAAAGAUUCAGACUCUGAUACAGAUGUCGGACUGCCGCAUUAUGCAAGAAGGCCAGGCUUUACUUUCGACCUCAGCUGUCUCAGCACUGAUAACUCCACACUCAUCAUGGACCCUCACUCACCCAUCACGCCCGAGACCCUUGCGCUCAAAACAAGCCUUGAUCCCACCCAGUCUGCCGCCCUGUUGAACACUCUGACCAGAGAAUUGUCGCUUGUCCAGGGUCCGCCAGGCACAGGCAAAAGUUACACUGGAGAAAAGAUCAUCAAGGUUCUCUUGAACGCCAGAAAUAAAGCGAAACUGGGCCCAAUCCUCUGCGUCUGCUACACGAACCAUGCCUUGGAUCAGCUACUCGAGCACCUUCUCGAUGACGGCAUCAAAAGUAUCAUCCGUAUGGGGUCCCGCUCUAAAUCAGAGCGACUCGAAAAUUUGAAUCUGCGCACCAUUGCCAAAGAGGCUUUUCUUACAAAGUCGGAAAAGAGUGGUCUUUGGGAAGCAGAACGAGGAAUCCGUGAAGAUGUCGAUGAGGGCCAGAAGCUGCUGCAGGAGCUUGCCUUCUGCCAGUCAUGGGCCUCCGUGAAGGCCCUGAUGUCGUCCGAGUACCCUCGACAACACAUGGAGAUGUUUGGAGAUGAUCGCGAUGGAUGGAAGACAGUCAUUCACCAGCCCGAGAUGGUUAUUCAUCGUUGGCUUCAGGGUGGAAUUAAUACUGGAGCAAACCCCAGACAGCUUGAACAACUCAAACAUGUUCCACUUCAGAGUCUAUCAAAGGAUGAGCGUACCAUACUCCAUCGGCACUGGGUCAAGUCAAUCAGAGAUCCAAUCAUCACCAAGCUCGCAAGACUGAACAAACAAUACAACGAUGACGUCACACGCAAAGACGAGAUCCGCGGAGAUAUUGACCUGCGCUGUCUAAAUGAGGCAAAUAUCGUCGGCGUAACAACAACAGGCUUAGCUAGGAAUUUGAACCUCCUGCGAAAGCUACGAUGCAAGGUUCUGCUUUGCGAGGAAGCGGGCGAGGUUCUUGAAGCCCAUAACCUUACAGCCCUCUUGCCUUCCAUUGAACACACCAUUCUGAUUGGCGAUCACCUACAGCUUCGUCCUCAGAUACAGAACUAUGAUCUACAAAGCACCAAUCCGCGCGGCAAGCAAUUUUCACUCGAUGUUUCUUUGUUUGAGAGGUUGGUCGAGCCAUCGCACGACACAGCGGUCAAGAUACCUUACAGUGUGCUCGAGACACAAAGACGAAUGCAUCCUUCAAUCGCUGAAUUGGUCCGAUCGACUCUGUACCCAUCCCUCAAAGACUCGGAGAAUGUGGAGGAGUAUCCACAAGUAGUAGGUAUGAGACGUCGUCUGUUCUGGUUCGAUCAUGAUCAUCCAGAAACUGCAAACGACAACAACGAGUCGACGAGUACUUCCAAGUCCAACAACUUCGAGGUCGACAUGACAGCUUCUCUGGUUUCUCAUCUUUCGCAGCAGGGGAAGUAUGGCGCUGGUGAUAUUGCCGUUCUCACACCCUACCUAGGACAGCUUCAGCUCUUACGUCGCAGGAUGGAAUCCAUGUUCGAGAUUUGUGUCAACGAUCGCGACGCAGAUGAUCUUGAGGCCAUUGAGGAAGAGGGAACCGAUACCAAAACACCAAACGCUGGCACCCUUCGAAAAACAACUCUGCUCAAGACCGUCAGAGUGGCGACAGUCGAUAACUUCCAGGGUGAAGAAGCCAAGAUCAUUGUCAUCUCCCUGGUUCGAAGCAACCCUCAGCAGGAAUGUGGUUUCCUCAAGACCUCCAACCGUAUCAACGUUUUGUUGUCUCGUGCACAGCACGGCAUGUAUAUCAUCGGAAACCAAAACUCGUACGAGAGAGUACCAAUGUGGGCGGGAGUCAUCAAGAUUCUGGCUGCCGGUGAGAACAUCGGCACGAAGCUGGAGCUACAAUGCCCCAGACAUCCGGAGACACCUGCACUCGUCUCUCAUCCCGAACACUUCUCUCAAAUGUCUCCCGAAGAUGCGGAGACCCUUGCCAGAAUAAAUGUUUCGUCAGACUUGAGAGUCCUGUACUGCUUCCGUGCGGACAUCAACUGCUUUCUCCCCAAUGCUGGGAAGCGCAAGAUCCAGCGUCUGUUCGCUGCUUCAAGAUGGUUACCAAGAAGGUACCUGGAUGUGGCCAUGAAGUAUACGUCAAAUGCUGCGAGGAUGUUACAACGGAUGCCUUUGUAUGCUUCUCAGCCUGCGGGAGUAAUCGCGCCUGUGGACAUACCUGCAAGACGCGUUGCUCCCAAUGCAAUACACGAAAAGACGGGCUGCGCUCAAGCUUGUCAUGGCGAUGCACCUUGCCAGCCGUGCAAGGAACGAUGUGAAGCACGUUGCACUCACUCGAGAUGCGACAAGACUUGCAGUGAACCUUGCGCUCCCUGUGCUGAGGCAACUUGCGCUUCCAAUUGUGCCCAUUCCCAGUGUACUGCACCCUGUGCUGCCCCUUGCAACUGGGUACCCUGCUCUUUGAGAUGUGACAAGCUCUUGGAUUGCGGACACCAGUGUCCAUCACUCUGUGGAGAAGUCUGUCCUACUUCGGCACUCUGUCAGGUCUGCGCAACCGAUGAGAUCAAGUCAGUAUGCGUCGACUUCAUCAUGAUGGCGGAAUACAGGGACAUUGAUCUCAACGAAGAACCCUGUAUCUUCCCCAGCUGUGGCCACUUCCUCACUGUCUCGUCCAUGGAUGGUCAGAUGGGCAUGGCAGCGCACUACACACUCGACGCCAACGGUCUUCCCACACAGAUCCUGCGGGCCUCUGAGCCUUUCUCUUUGGAUGGCCAGGGCAUCAAGUCUUGCCCCACCUGUCGUGGAUCUCUCCGCAGUGUCUCACGAUACGGUCGAAUCGUGCGCCGUGCAAUGCUUGACGAGGCUACGAAGAAGUUCAUCUCGUGGUCGAAUGAUGAAUAUCACUUAGUGGCAUCAAGACUUGUCACUGAGCAAGAAUGCCUGGCUGCCCUGGAACCUCCAGUAAUACUGGAUCGCAACGCUGGAGCAGCUGCCAACUUGACCGUUGCAGGUUCACGUCAGAGGCAACUACAGCUUCUCAAAGAAUUUGUUGGUACACGAUAUGGUUCCAUUAUCCAGUGUCGGAAGACUGUUGUAUCCUAUGCCACCAAAGUGAAGAAGGAGGAACAACCUUUCCAGCGCGUUGCGAACCUUGUCAAGCACUCCAACCUUCAUCGGGGUGGGCAGAGCGAAUUCCAAUACGACCAAGCUGUUAUCCAAUCAAAGGGGGGGCUCCUUGCAUCGGCCUUGCUCUUGAAAUGUGACAUAUUAAUCCUUUCUGACCUCUUUGGGCUCUUGCUUGGUGGGAAGGCCAGGUUUUCUGCGUCAGACGUAAAUAUCGACUUUUCUCGCUUCAUGAUCGAUUGCGAUGCUUUGAUCAAAGAUGCGAAAACUGCUUUGUAUCCACGAGAGGAGGCCCAGGGUCAUUUAUUCUAUGCCCAACUUUGCGUUCUCUCUCGUCAAUGUGCCUCUGCAAAAGCGAAGCUGACUCAGACAAAUGCUACGACUUCAGUAUCUGAGUCUACAGCUGUUUCUGAAUCACUUGAACAGCUACAUGAUACAGGCCUCGGUCACAUCUUCGAGGCAAGGAGACUUCUGGAGGAGAACCCGUCCAUUCUAGUCCUUAAGAACGAGUUAGACGCUGCUGAGGAGGCUCUGAAUGGAGGGGUUUACCGUCCUGUCACAGCUGAGGAAUUGCGACAGGUCUAUGCUGCGUCUAAGGGAGAGCUACGUGGAACGGGGCAUUGGUACACGUGUCGUAACGGACAUCCUUUCACCAUCAACAAUUGUGGUAUGGCGAUGGAGCAAGCAACGUGUCCAGAGUGUAGAGCCCCAAUCGGUGGACAGAACCAUCGGUCAGUCGAAGGUGUAAGGCACGCGACUGAAAUUGAACAGAUGGCGGAAGGAUUAAGAGGAAUGCGUUUGUAA
This is a messenger RNA of Fusarium graminearum PH-1, 5788 nucleotides long. RefSeq lists its product as uncharacterized. The transcript has 5 exons. Gene Ontology annotation, molecular function: metal ion binding; helicase activity. NCBI's taxonomy places the organism in Eukaryota, Fungi, Ascomycota, Sordariomycetes, Hypocreales, Nectriaceae. Gene Ontology annotation, cellular component: nuclear RNA-directed RNA polymerase complex. Bases 116 to 5788 code for a protein of 1890 amino acids. Gene Ontology annotation, biological process: regulatory ncRNA-mediated heterochromatin formation. The record is from RefSeq and is a predicted model, not a curated record.